Molecule: messenger RNA, 2338 nt
Organism: Astrephomene gubernaculifera
Lineage: Eukaryota; Viridiplantae; Chlorophyta; Chlorophyceae; Chlamydomonadales; Astrephomenaceae
Source: the annotation of a GenBank genome assembly
AGGCGGCGGGAAGAAGAGGUGUCUUGAAGUACGGCAGUCCAGCCACCCGUCAGCCCUCCUAUUGACCCCCUUCCAUGCCCUGGCCACUCGUGUGACAUUUCGGGUACCCUGAGCCUCCCUCUGACCUCUCUCUUCUGGGCCCCUGCCACCCUAUAAGCACCCACACUCACCGUCCCGCCUCAUUCCCUCCUUAACCCUUCUCUCCCUCCGCACACCCUCCUGAUGCCCCCACGCCCUCCUCAUGCCGUCUUCAUGCCCUCAUGCCCUUCCCACGCCCUCACGCCCUCCUCACACCCCCUCCCAGGACGAGCUGCUCCAGGGCAGCGGUCUGCGCCCCGAGGCGCUGCACAUGGCCCCCGAGCAGGUGGAGCAGUCCCUCAAGGUCAAGCUGGGGCAGAUACAGGAGGACACCACCGACCACAACUUCAACUACUCCUCCCUCUCCCGCGAAGCCGUCCUCGCCUCGCGCCUCUCCGCCGCCUCCAAGCAGCUCCUCACCGCCCCCACCCUGCCGCUCUUCAUCCGGGCAGCACUGGACCACGUGGCCCAGCACACCGCGGAGCUGCAGCAGCUGAGGGCACCCGCAGGGGCCAAGAACCAGGAGCCGGAGGAGGGAGGCAAGGCGCCCAGUCCCCAACGUCGCGGCGGGCGGGGAGGAGCAGGAGCAGGAGGAGGCGUGUCACGGCGGGGGGGUUCCACAGCGCCCGGUGGUGGUGGUGGAUCGGGAACGGAUGCGGGGGAUGAGGAUGGCGGGAGUAGCACUCAAGAUGGAAGCAGCAGCAGCCGGGGGUCUACGGAGAUGGGUGGGGGGUGGACGGGGCGGGGUGGGGUUGGCGGCGCGGGUGGGAGAGGCGGGCGGGGGCAUGCGACGGCGGCGGCGGCGGCGCAGGCGGCAGCGGAGGCGGCAGCGGCUCUGGAGGCGGAGCAGUGGCGGUUGCCGCCGCCCAAGCAGGCUCGCACGGUGACGCUGCGGCGGCAGGAUGUGAUGGUCACAGAGGAGUGGAUGACGAACUUCGUGCAGCAGAUGGAAGCCAUCGAGCGCAGUACCCCCGACGGCCCCCCGGACGGCUCCCCGCCCCUCCCGCCCCUGCCGCCCGGCGACAUGGACGCGGGCGCCUACGUGCGCAGCCGCCUGGAGCGGCUCUGGAGCGUGCUGGGCAUGCCACCUCAGAUGCGGCUCGACAUGGUGCUGCACUUCACCGCUCGAGAACGUGCACUUACCUUUGCAACCUCCCUGGAGCUCUGGGAGACCGCCGCCACUGCCGUACUGGCACGGGAGGCGCACGUGGAGGCGCUGGUUGCCGUACAGCGGGAGAUGGAGGCGGGAGCUGCGGAGCGGUUGAGUCUGGAGGCGGUUUCGGGGCUGUGUUGUCGGCUGCUGGCGCAGACGCGGUGGGUGGAGGUGCUGUCACGGAGGCUGGCGGUGGAGGCGGGGUGGGAGCUGACGCGCGGGGGGCAGCCGUACCCGGGACCGGAGGUGAUCACUGCGGGGCACCUGAGGGUGUUCCUGGAGCAGCUGAGGGCGGCUACGCAGGUGUCUGGGCUCAGGCCGUGAGGGGGGCUGCGAGGCGUUUUGUACCGGGCCUGAGGAGGACUGGGGGGAUGUUGGGCAAGUAUGCAUGCAUGCACUUGUUGUGAUUGUUGUGUGGGGGGUAUAUGAGUGUGAAGGGGAGUAGGAUAAGGGUUUGGGUGUGCUGGGUUAGGGUUUGGGUUAGGGUUUGCGUGUGCUGGGACUGCCUUCUUCCUGGCAUGUCGCUACAGUUCAAGAGGUAGAUGUGAUCUAGGAAGGAUAUGUUGCGUUACUUGUGGUGCCACACGGGUACAAGGAAGGCGGACGGGUACAUACCUGCGCUGAGGCGGGGUGGCGAGGGGGCGGCUCGGUGCUUGGCAACAAAGGGUGUGUGGAACCAGGAGGAACUUCAUGUUGGGGUCGGUGCAUGCAGCAUGUUCGGCGGAUGCGAGUCUCUAUGUGAUACGAACUCUGUGCGUCGCAGCCGUCGCGUACCGAUGUUCGAAGCCGGGUAAGAGUUCAGUAAUAGGAGGUCGGAUGUCGCCCAUGGUAUGUGUUUUCAACGCUCCUGGGAAGGAGCAGCACAGGGUGAGGUGGCUAGGCAGCGACGUCCGGAAGCGGGGCGCCACCAUCAGUAGCGAUGAUACGGUGUCCGGGAGCUUGCAUUGUACAAAGAGUGACAUUUCCUAUUUCGGUACUGUGCGACGAAAGCCUCGAUCAAAUGCGAGCUUGGUCAUUAUGAAUUAAAGUUAUUCAUCUGGAAUUUAUAAGAAACAAGCUCCUAUAGCUUGCGCAGGGCUUCAUUCGGGGUUACGGGCCCCUGCCACA